AUGGGCAACUCUCAAUCUGCUGCAGCCAAAGAUGAGAUCCGCCGCUCCAAUCGCCUUUCAAAGCCUCUGACGAAGAAAUUUAAUGCCUACCGAAGCUCUCAGCGUCCUGAAACAGAUCCAACGACCAGCCCUGAGCUAAUAGGAUGGCAAAAUCCUUGGGUUCAGCAAAAUGCCUCUAUACCUGCCACACCUGCGGAGAAACGCGGCAGUUACCCCAAGAGAGCAGAAAUCCCUCCAACGCUUUUUGAGACAGACUCGUCUGAAGAGACUUCCGCUGAGGAGCGCGCUUUUACGUUUGAUCAGAUUUCCACGCCGCGCCAUCUGUCUGGCCCAACCGUGUUGACGGCAAGCUCUUCGAGGAGGACAUCCUACCAGUCGGAAAGAUGGGAUCCAGCUUCCCCGGCAUCUUCCAUUUAUGAACAGCCACUAAGACGGGCCAGUUCGACUCGGGUUGGGUUACAGAGGCACAGUAGCGUUGUCUAUGAAACCCAUAUCGGGGACGCAACCUCAUCCAACACCCACUUUUUGGUUGGCAACCAGCGGUUUUCACUAACACGUCGUCGAUCGCUCUUAACACGACCUGGAGUUGCCACAAGACGUACAGCAAGCACACUUCGACGCGUUCCAUCUCCAAUUGGAGAACCCGAAUGCCCGAUCGAGGAUCCAACCGAGUCGACUGUUCUGCAUUGGCCAUUGCCUUCGACGCUGCAGCUCCCACCCCCAGCACGACCAACGAGCCCGACGGAUGCCCGCUACACCCAGCUUGGGGCCCUCAAACUAGGAUCCUUGCGUGUUGUCAAUGGCUCGGCAUCUCCAUGUCCGAGCGAGCGUAUUCCUUUGCCCUCCGUUUCAGGUCCCGGACUUGGCCUUGAGAAUGUGGACGUGGUGAAAGUUACGAGGCCCAGCAGGGCUUCCACACUGGAGAUUCCAGUCUUACCCGACCUGAAGAAAUCCGACGAUCUCCCAGGCAGUCCAUUCUCCUUUGAGAAGUCUCCCGUCCUCGCCACCCCAUCUCGAACCAAGUCCUUGUUCCCUCCGGAUUCAGACGACGAAGGAAUCGUUCUCUGCGAUGAUACCAGAAUCCAGCUCGAGAAAGGUGUUCCGGACGCCGAUCUAGCCCGGAGCGUGUCUCAUUCCCUCAACAAGUCCGACAGUGGCUACAGUUCUGCCACCUCGGUCCACUCCAUACAGCGAAGCCGGACCCAAAGUUCCACCGGCUCACAAACAUCCGGUUCAUGUGCUACAGACAGCUCAAAGAACGCCAGCAUCUCCAACGGGUCGCUUUCAAACCGACCAGGCGACAAGGUGCAACGUCAUUUGAGCCUCCAGUCAACGCCGGAGAACUACUCGAGACCAUAUCCAUCUGCUACUCGCUGGUACGAUCCCAGCGACCCGAGUCCCCUCACCCCUUUGCGCUCGCGUCGGUCAACACUGUGUGCACCACGGUACACCGAGUAUCCCGCACGCGAAUCCAUCCUCGGCGUCGAUUACACAGCCGGGCUCGCUCUACCAUGCCAGAACCAGCAGGGCUUGACUAGGGGUCCGUUCUAUGGAGAUCGUCUAUCAUUGGGGUCAUCCGACAUUGUGUCAACUGAGGCCUCUUCUCUGACAGAGGUACAUCUCAAAUGCGAACAGGCGGUUACGGAAAGCAAAGAGCGGCUUCGCAGGUCCGCUUCUGAAUAUGGUUUCCGUGCAGAGUGCGAGAUUCACCGCUCGCGCUCUAGAAGUCGACUGGGAAGUCGCAUCUGGACCAUGAAGCCGGGGGUCGAUGCUCCCCCACUGCCCACUAUUACCUCCCCGGGUUACUUGCAGGAUGACCUUGACCUUGAUGUCGAGCUGGAACCUGAACCGAUACGAGGCCGGCCUCGAAGCCGGAGCAACGACCCCCGCCGUCGUAGGUUGACAAAAUCGCGGCCCCAAUCUGAUUUGUUCAUAUGA
This is a messenger RNA of Penicillium bovifimosum, 1938 nucleotides long. RefSeq lists its product as uncharacterized. NCBI's taxonomy places the organism in Eukaryota, Fungi, Ascomycota, Eurotiomycetes, Eurotiales, Aspergillaceae. The transcript has a single exon. The record is from RefSeq and is a predicted model, not a curated record. The coding region runs from base 1 to 1938 and encodes 645 amino acids.